This is a messenger RNA of Danio rerio (zebrafish), 866 nucleotides long. The record is from RefSeq and is a predicted model, not a curated record. NCBI's taxonomy places the organism in Eukaryota, Metazoa, Chordata, Actinopteri, Cypriniformes, Danionidae.
AUGCACACACUGACCAAACUGAAGAGCCACAUGAAGGCGUGCUGUCAGCCGCUGCACGAGGACACGUUCGGGGGGAAUCUGAAGGUGGGUCUGGCUCAGGUCGCGGCGAUGGAGAUCAGCAAGGGAAACCACCGAGACAACAAAGCUGUGAUCCGCUACCUGCCCUGGCUAUACCACCCGCCCUCAGCCAUGCAGCAGGGACCCAAAGAGUUCAUCGAGUGUGUGUCGCACAUCCGUCAGCUGUCGUGGCUGCUGCUGGGUUCUCUUACCCACACUGCACUGCAGCAGGGCUCCUCCUGCUGUAUGCCCAUCCCGCUGGACGCCGGCUCACACAUCGCAGACCACCUGAUCGUCAUCCUGAUCGGCUUCCCGGAGCAGUCCAAGACGUCAGUGCUGCACAUGUGUUCGCUCUUCCACGCCUUCAUGUUCGCUCAGCUGUGGACGGUGUACUGUGAGCAGGCGUCCACCGCUCCCUCCAGCCAGAACCAGAACCAGAACCAGAGCGAGCUGUGCAGCGGAGCCCUGCUCACCGGCCUGGAGUUCUGGAGCCGCGUCACACCCAGCAUACUGCAGCUCAUGGCACACAACAGAGUGAUGGUGGAGAUGGUGUGUCUGCAUGUCAUCAGCCUGAUGGAGGCGCUGCAGGAGUGUAACUCCACCAUCUUUGUUAAGCUGAUCCCCAUGUGGCUGCCGAUGAUCCAGUCUAACCUGAAUGUAAGUGUUGAUCACAGCGCUGCUCCUGCUCUGCUCCACAGUCACAUGUUGAAGCAUCACUCCACUCCUCAUGCUCAUUUACAGCUCCUCUAGAGGCACACAGAUCAGUCUGACCAUGUCUGAGUCCAUUCAGCUGAUCUCUGGGUCUGGUG